AUGGAGGAACAGACCCAGGGUGAGGAUUCCAAAAUUUAUGCCCUCUUCAGAGUUCCUGAGGCCGAUGUUGCAGCGUUUGCUGCUCUUAGCGGGCGCGAUGGGUUUUUCAUCGACCCUCCGAGGUGGACGACUUUUCCUGCAUUUUCUGUCCAGUGGGCAGAGAAAGAGGCCAAGGAGACAGACCUUGAAUUCCUCCAGCGUGUUCGUGCCGUUGAGUCCAAGUUCGGGGUUGUUGUUGGGCGUCGAGGGUUGGGAAAGCGCAUUGCCAGGGAUGCAAAUCAGGCGAUUCCGCGCACCUGGUUGCUUGAACAUGCCCCAUAUGAGUGGGGAUCAGUGCAGGCGACGAAAGCAGUCUCGACCAUUUUUGAGAAUGUCACCAUGCUGCGUCAACAGCGGACGAGGAAAGGUGUAAAUUUUUUCUUUAGGGCCGAGCAUGCUACAGAACACGAUGUCAUAGCACUUCCGUUCGAAGACGGAGAUAUGCUUUGGUGUAGGUGGGCACCAGUGCGAGCCAAACCGCAGGCCCAAACCAUACGAACGAAUGGCUCAUGGUCCCUUCUCCCCCCUCGCGAUCCCUUUGCCGAAACCAGCAAGGUCGCUCAAGAUGUGUCCCAGGAUGAUGCUGAGGAGGUGCCUGCCAAUGAUGCAUCCAUGGAGGCAUCCUCUAAGCAGGCACCGUCGGAGGGAAAGGAGGCAAAGCGAGAGUCUACCAGCAAGGGCAAAGGUGUGGCCAAGCGAGUUUGCACCGAAACACGGGAUUUGCCUAAAGGGGUUGAGCAACAGCCGGCGCCCACUGAUGGGAGCUGUUUGUUCCAUGCAGCCUCUGCCGCCAUUGCUCACAUUCUCAAGUGCGAGCCUGAGGCGCACAGUGUGCUACGUGCCAAGGUUGUGCAACAUUUCAAGAAAAACUCCUCCCGAUAUGAGGCCAUGUGGGAUAAGGAGCUCCCGGACCGUUCUCAGGGCAACAGUUUUCAGGAUUACAUCUCGGCCGUUGCAGUUGUUGAUAACUGGGCUGGGCCCAUGGAGCUCGCUGCCUUGGGUCGGAUUUAUGACAUCAAGUUUGUGAUCUACCCGAGGUCUCCGGAUUUGGAGGUGUGUGUGCUGUUCAUGUCAACCAACGGAAGCGGGUCGCUGCCCUUGCUUUCACAGGAAGCCACUAUGAAUGGCUCAAGCCUGUCAACAAGCUCCCUCAGGAGUUGUGCGAUGUCACCACCCCUCCACCCCAGGUCUCAAUGCGAGGCGACGCCCUCACCCAUGCCAAGAGAGGCCCACUACAAGAAUACCCCGAAAGGGCCCGCCAAAACGAGAGAGAGCGAUCUGCUCCGUACUGCCAUUACGAUUUUCAGCUUGCCGCUUUCAUCCGCAUAG
Molecule: messenger RNA, 1368 nt
Organism: Symbiodinium necroappetens
Lineage: Eukaryota; Dinophyceae; Suessiales; Symbiodiniaceae
Source: the annotation of a GenBank genome assembly